UUCAUCAAGAUAAUCUUGGAACUACAUAUAAAAAACUGAACCAUUAUGGCCGAACUAACAGAUUUAGAAACCAUUGUCAAGGAUUAUGCAUGGAAUACCUUUUCAAGAGUAAGCGAAAAGAAACUCGAUUAUAAAGAGGCUCGAAUUGAUAUUGAUUGGUCGAGGACCAAAUUCGUGGCAUCAAAACCAACAUUUGGUAGCGUGGGAAUGGAAGAUCUCCCUACGGCGCAGGAGAUCUACAGAUCAACCUACGUGAACGGAACAAAUGAAGACCAGGAACAUUCCAUCUCCAUGCAAAGAAGCACUAAGAGCACCUGCAAAGCUUACGUCACCAAGGGGUACACCAAAGGGGUCAACGUCGGACUCAAGCUGGCCGUGCCAGGGGACGUAGCUAACCUCACCACAGCGUUCGGAUACUCCGUAAACAUCACCGACAAUUCAGAAGAGUCCAAAGAGGAAACGAUGACUUGGGGAUCCGACUGCAAAGUUAGGGUCCCUAAACAGAAGAAGGUGACGGCGAACAUCUCUGUCACAGAGAAGGAAUAUAACGCAGCCUUCCAGAUGAAGACCACUAUUUACGGAACCGUCCAUGUUGCCAUCCACAACAGAAUCGACGACCGGUUGGUGCAGUCUAUUGAUGCACCAUUCGUGGAAAUCAUGAGGUGGUAUUGCAAAAACAAUGGAUUCGGAGGAUGCACCAUCAAAGGAAAAGAAGUAACAUGGGACGUCACCGGAAAUUGUUACUUCAGGUUUGGCGUGGAGCAGAGGGUUGAGACCCAGCCUUCUCGGCAGAUAUGAACUAUGUCUUUAAUGUGAAGUUUGUAAAUUUAUUUUCCUAUAGGAACUUUACUAAAUGUUUUUGUUUUCUGUUCAUUUGAUAUGUUAUUUCAUUGUAUUAUCUUGUAUCAAUGUGUUAUUAAUAGCUCAAUAAUUUUACUGUCUUAAAAGCCAAUAAUUGAACUGUUUCUAAAUGUAUAUCAAUAAUGCAC
Saccostrea echinata is the source of this 989-nucleotide messenger RNA. RefSeq lists its product as uncharacterized. The transcript has a single exon. Bases 46 to 798 code for a protein of 250 amino acids. NCBI's taxonomy places the organism in Eukaryota, Metazoa, Mollusca, Bivalvia, Ostreida, Ostreidae. The record is from RefSeq and is a predicted model, not a curated record.